Gloeophyllum trabeum ATCC 11539 is the source of this 1044-nucleotide messenger RNA. RefSeq lists its product as uncharacterized. The record is from RefSeq and is a predicted model, not a curated record. The transcript has 2 exons. NCBI's taxonomy places the organism in Eukaryota, Fungi, Basidiomycota, Agaricomycetes, Gloeophyllales, Gloeophyllaceae. Gene Ontology annotation, molecular function: acyltransferase activity, transferring groups other than amino-acyl groups. The coding region runs from base 1 to 1044 and encodes 347 amino acids.
AUGCCGAUUCCGAGCGCUCUGAUUGGGGACCACAUCAGCGCCCAAUCCUACCACAGCCCGUCCUCCAUUCCUCACGGCAUACUCGACUUUCUACGGAGCGAUAGCCUUGUCGAGGGCCCCGCCAACAUUAUUCUGCCUCAUCUAUUGAAAACCAUAGAGAAGGAACGGCACAACGACCCACUCCCUCGAGACCAACUCUGGAUUGUUUGUCAGAGGCACGGUGUUCUUGACUUCGUUCUUUCGUGUACGGAGGGGCCGAUGGGGCCCUAUCCUGUGUUCAUUUUUGCUUCCGCGCCGUUCUCUCAAUUACUCGAUUUCGACUAUACCCGCCCUGCUGUCGCAGCCCUCGUCCAUGAACUACUUGGGGCAGGUGUCAGUCGGGAGCGCGUCUUCUCAAUCUUCGCCCCGGAGCCAGUGACAGAAAUUUUUGCUGCUAUUUGGUCCCAAGUGGCUGGUGUGCGACUCGCUCGCUCGCCAAAGUACUACGCAGCGACGUUCACGUACUGCACGGCGAAAUCCUUCAUCAACAAGACCAUGACCGUGCUCGAUGGCUUCUCCGUCUCCCUUCGUGCAGCGGUUGACAGAGACGUGCCGGUCAUCGCCGAGCUAUGCCAAGCUUUUAGCGAGACCUCUCCUCCUUUCCUCCUCACGUUUGAGAGAGCAUUGGAGGAGGCAAGGAUGCUGGUUAAAGAUGGACAAGUGUGGGUGCAUGAGAUCAGGCACGAGAGCGGAGAGCCCGACAUCGCUUCGAUCGUAGCGUUCACCCGGGUCUCGACAAAUGUUGCCGCUAUAACUAAGGUAUACACCAACCCGAGGUGGAGGCAAAGAGGAUGUGCUCUGAGGCUGGUUAGGAGGGUCACUAAGCACCUUCUGAAGACCAAGCAGGCCGUUGUGCUUUACGUCUCACACGGCAAUCCUGCCGCACGCGUGUACGACCAGGCGGGAUAUGUAGGCUUGAGGGGGAACGCGGAGAGGUUCCCUGGAGUAGAUAGGUGGCUCGAGCUAGGCUUCGACACCGACGUCGUGGAGCUUGGUCAUUGGUGA